Molecule: messenger RNA, 1761 nt
Organism: Daucus carota subsp. sativus
Lineage: Eukaryota; Viridiplantae; Streptophyta; Magnoliopsida; Apiales; Apiaceae
Product: rho GTPase-activating protein 5
Exons: 5
Coding region: 279-1427 (382 amino acids)
Biological process (GO): signal transduction
Molecular function (GO): GTPase activator activity
Source: RefSeq, a predicted model, not a curated record
GCAUCCUACUGGUUCCUCGUCAUCUCUGUCUUCUCCUCCAAGCUCAAUAUGUUUCCAUCUCAUCUCAGACAAUGAUUAGUUACACCAACAAAGGCGGAGAAACCCUCCCCUGUUCACAGUCUCAUACUUAAAUAUGUUGUACUACGUAGUAUCAUACAUGCAGGAGAAACAUUAAAUACAAUAAGAAGAAUGAAGAGAAGGGUAGAUUUAGAGAAAGAUCAGCUGUCAUAGUCAGCUGUUUGGUUUAGUGUUUAGCGAGUCCUCAUAGUAAAUCAUUAAUGAAGAAAGAUAGUAGGGAAGCUGGAACCAUGGAUAUCGGGGCGCCUACAAACGUAAGACAUGUAACUCAUGUCACCUUUGAUCGAUUUAAUGGCUUUCUUGGCCUGCCCCUUGAGUUUGAACCUCAAGUUCCCAGAAAGCCACCUAGUGCAAGUUCAAGUGUGUUUGGAGUUUCAACAGAAUCAAUGCAGCUUUCAUUCGAUUCCAGAGGGAACAGUGUGCCCACGAUACUUUUGAUGAUGCAAAGGCGUUUAUAUGAGCAGGGAGGUCUGCAGGCAGAAGGGAUUUUCAGAAUAAAUGGCGAUAAUGGACAACAAGAGUCUACAAGGGAACAACUAAACAUGGGACUGGUGCCAAACAACAUAGAUGUGCACAGUUUAGCCUGUCUGAUCAAGGCUUGGUUUCGGGAGCUUCCAAAUGGAGUAUUGGACACUCUAGCACCAGAACAAGUCAUGCAGGCUCAGUCGGAAGAGGAUUUUUCUCAGCUGGUGAGGCACCUUCCACCAACAGAAGCUGCUUUACUGGAUUGGGCAAUUAAUCUGAUGGCUGAUGUUGUUGAGAUGGAAUUUUUUAACAAAAUGAAUGCUCGCAAUGUAGCUUUGGUGUUUGCACCAAACAUGACGCGGAUGGCGGAUCCCUUGACAGCGUUAAUGCAUGCAGUGAAAGUGAUGAAUUUUCUGAAGACACUUGUUGAGAAAACUAUGAGGGACAGAGAAGACUUUGUAGUGGAAACGGGUCCUGCAUACGACUCAGAGCCUUCAGAUGAAAUUGAGGACAAUCCCAUGUCUUUGCGGUCAAUGAUUGAGAUAGAAAAUGAGAUGAGUGAGUUGGAGAAAGCAUCGAUGAACAAAAAACCACUAUACUAUAGCUCUGCAGACCUUUCUUCGGUUGACUCAGAGCCUGAAAUCAAAAAUGAUCAUGCAUCUAUUAUGCGCACUACUAGCAAAGGGAAAUCUGAAGGGGGUCAAGAGAAGCUGAAGUUGAAGACGCCAAUGCGCAGAGUUAGAUAUUGUGAAUCAUGCGUGAAGAAAGGGGAUGGGAAAGGCACCGAGCCUUCAGAGAUUCGCCGUACAGGAGGCAAGAGCAGGAGAGCAUUCACUACUAGUCGCUCCAAUUCAAGAACCGAGAGAAAUGCGGCCUGGAGAUGAAUGGUGAAUCAUGUUUGUUACAUAAUUGGAGUGUCAAGAGUGGAUAUCAUCAAGUAACGGAGCGUUCGUGCAGUGAUUUUUGGAUAUCAGAGUAUCUAUCAUAAUAUAUUAUGUUUCUUUUCUUAAAGCGUGUUUAAGUAUUUUCCCCUUCUAUCUCAAUUGUCGAUCAUACAUUCUCUGUUAUAAAGUGAUACUAAAUUCAUUUAGAUGCUCAAUGCAGGCUACAAGGCAGCGCGUUUGAGCGUUAAUACCUAAUAUCACGAGUUUGGCCUAUAUUGAAAACAAUUGAUCAAAUUAUGAAAUUUUAAUAUCGAAUGUAACCAUUUCAAGUUUU